Messenger RNA from Colias croceus (clouded yellow), 4938 nucleotides. RefSeq lists its product as uncharacterized. The coding region runs from base 225 to 3836 and encodes 1203 amino acids. The transcript has 24 exons. Lineage: Eukaryota; Metazoa; Arthropoda; Insecta; Lepidoptera; Pieridae. The record is from RefSeq and is a predicted model, not a curated record.
GCGCGCGCACCGCGCAUGCGCACAUGUUGCGUUUGACAGGUGACCGCCAAAAUUCGAUCAGUGAAAAAUGUAAACAUUGUGUUUUGAUAAAUAAAAAGUUUUCGUAAAAGUACUGUUACGUGUUGUAUUAGAAUGAGCUGGAGGUAUAAAAUUAAAAAUAAAAACACAAAUUGUGUUGCCAGAUGUGAUAUCGUUUACAAUUUGUUGUGAGUGGUGACGAGCAUAUGGGGCAAUGUGUGUCCCGGGAUUAUCCGGGCCCCUAUGAGUUCGCACGGCACUAUGACGUCGAGAGUCUUGCCAGCAGUAUUGGUUCUUCGAGACGAGGUCAUUCCGAGUCAAAGGGGGCUAAGAAGAGAGACAAGAGUGUGAGCAACGGCAACAAGCCCACGCGUGGUGUUGCGACAUCGUUCGGCUUCAGGCGGCGACCAGCCAGCACGUCCCGAGCUGAUGACAAUGCUAGGAAGAAACCGCAUGAUAAGAACGGGAAUGGAGGGUCAACAGAAGAACUUCGGGCGGAGGAGGUUCUUUCAGGACGGUCGACGCCGCUCGCGCGACCCCGCAAGGAGACGGCAGGUCAGCCGCUGCGAACUAAUCGGUUCGGUUUCAGGCAGCAACACAACAAGACGGCGAAGGUGGGAGAUGUGAGCGCGACCGCAGAACACGCGUUCGGAAAUAAGGAGGCGUUCAAUAAUAAUUUAGAUAAGAAAACCCAGCCGCUCGUACCAACACAAGUAAGCAACGGGGUGACGAACAUAGUGUCGGCGGCCGGUGUCCCCAAACCGGUGACGAAGCAAACCGUCAUACUCACUUACCAAGCACAACAGUAUCCCAGCCAGGAUGGCAGGAAACCCAAAACAGAAGCACCAGUCCGUCAAUCCAGACCACCGUCAGCUUUCGACCAAAAACCACCUGGGAAAUACACCUUCCAAACCAACCAAUUACCAAGACCUCAAUAUCCAGCUGUGAAAACCAUAGAUGCUAAGACUGCGAAACAGGUUGUCAAUAACACGAGGAAGGCGAACGCCGAUGGAUGGAGAGAAGGCGCAGGUUCAGCAGUAUCAAGCGACUCUGGUGUGUACGCGUGCGAGGAUUCCCCGCGCCGUCGCCCGCGCAGUCUGGAGAUGGUGAUGCGAGGCUCGCAUAGCUUCCAUCUUCGUGAACUGCAAGUCGCUGAUUUGGAUAUUAUGGACGAAGCAGUAGUAACAGGCCACACCGUGAUACCCCUCCCCAAACUACCAAGUUCCUUCACCGAGUCACCAGAAGAGCUAUCCCCAUCACCACCCCCGGUUGCCAUGGAAACCCGCUCCCCGAUAUCACCACCACCCGUUGCCAUGGAAACACAGCCAAUGUCCACCCUGGACAGAUAUAGGACGAAACGGCCAAGUAGGAUACAGAAUAUAGAGUAUAAGGAAGAGAAGUUCGUGUUGGAUAGGACUCAAACUGAAGUUUUGGAUAAACAGACAUCAUUCACAAAGCCGUCAAGCGGUGUGGCCUCACCCACAACAGUGGACUCGUCCAAAGAGUCGAGUCCUUCUUGCAAGAGCGAAGAGAACUUCACCAGCGCUUGGCAGAGCCACGCCGCGGGAGAGGCUAUGGCUAACAGAUCACAAGACGACGUGUCCCUCGCACUAAGUGUGUCAAGUUGUGAAGAAGACAAGUCCAAAUUCGAAGUAAAGGAAAAAGAGAAAGAAGUGGAAAUUCCAAAGAAAACAAUACUUAUUGUGGAUGAACCUCCUCACCCGUUGUUGAUGAAAUCGCUGACUUUGAGCCAACAUGACGCGUUACGAAGUUCUAUGAUGGGUUCAAUGACCAGCUCCAACUACAGCACGACAAGCACAUGCACAAACCAAAGCAACGCCCACACUCUAACCCUAACGCUAGAAGAGUCCAAAUUUGACAUGUCAGCUCUAGAAACUUCCACACAGAGUCUGCUAGAUGAUGAAACUUCUCCAGCAGAUAGCCUGAUAUCUUCCACUAGUACUAGCGACUCCAAUAACGAGAUAGUCCAUGAUACGAUAUCCAGCGCUUAUCAGACGGCGAAUACUAAGACUAAGUCGCCGGAACCCAUUGUGGAAGAAGAUAGUGUUGAUGGGGAGAAGAAGGAAUCUAGUUCGGACACAAUAAGCGGUGACAAGAACACAACCCCCCCGUCCCCGGGGACUCCCACACACGCGUCCAACUCACUCUCACUGUCUGAUGGGAGAGAUUUCUUUGAUGAUGAGAUUGCUGACCAACCGGCUUUGUUGUUUAGGAAAAAUACCCACGGAAGUCCCACAGUGAAGCGAGCGGAUUCAGACGUCGGCAAACAGUUAAGAAGAUCAAAGGAGCACUUAAUGUCUAGUCCAUUAGCAAGGAGAAGUCCUAAAAUGAAUGGCGCUAGAAAUCCGGCAGAGAGAACAGCAUCACUGGACACUUUAUCCAGUUUAGCAUCAGACGACCUGAUGAUGGACAACGACCUGGCGCAGUCCAUCACCAGCCUGCAGAGCGUUGAUGAUUAUAUCGAACGGUUGGAUAGUUCGCUCCGUAGUGGGCUAAACUCCCUGGACGAGAAGCAGCUCCGCCAAGAGCUGUCGUCGUCCACAGCAGCUGUGCGCCAGUGGAGCCAGCUGUUGGAACGGAAUAGUUUACUCGACCGCCAGCUCGCUGCUAUGGCCGCGGGAGGUGAAUCCAGUGGGAGUACAGCCAGUUUGAGUAAUAUUGGGGCCAGUCUACCAAUCAGGAGCGCGCGUUUACUCCAACGGUCGCGCACGCAGACGCCAUCUGACGCCGGUAUAAGCGAUGGCAGCGGGUCCCCCGCGGCCCCCUCCACGCUGUUACAGGACGUCGUGGACAUCAAAACGCUGCUGUUGCAGCUGAAACGGGUCUUACAGGAGCCCGGGGAGGAGCACAAUACGAUGAGUAGCGAAACUCUCGACCCGUUGCUAGCGGCGUGCGCGGAGAGCCCCGCGCGCGGCAACGGGCGCCGCCCCCCCGCCUCGCCGCUGCACCCCGACGCCUGCGCCGAGAUGCGGCGACAGAUUGUCUAUCUGCAGAGCCAGCUCGAGGAGCGCGACCGUCUGGUCCGCGUGCUGCAGCAGCAGAUGCUGCGCAUGGCGGAGGGCCACGAGCCGCGCGCAGACGACACCUGCAACGUCGCCACGCAGACGGAUAGGUUGCGGCCACCGAUGGGUUCAACACUUACCAGUUCUGAUAAUUCCGGAUUAGUGAGUUGGAAUGAACAAGGGAGCGGAAGAAAGCUGCCGUUAUACAGUGAAGCACAAAAGACAAAGAGACCUGUUACCAACGGGCUAGUGAAAUGUCAGUGCGGUGCGAGAAAUGUGAACGGACUUGACGACAACGUACAGACAGACAGACAGACACGGGACGCCAUACAUCUCAAGCCGAACAGCCGGGUCGGAACCAAAUACCUACAAGCCGUAGCCGGGAAUACCGAGAGGAGAUACGUCAAGAGAGACUCCUCGUUAGGAGAGAAAUCGGAUAGAAGAAACCUGUAUGCAAACAGAUCUCGCUCGAUAGAAAACUUCCAGAACCAGAACUAUUCGACAGCAGAACCCUUGCUGUCCAAAACGGCCGUCAUAGAAGAGACCACGAUGAAACAUCACACUUCAUACGGGGAUCUGUAUAAUGGAAGGAUCGGGAGUAGAGAAAGCGUGAACAGACACAGUCCCAGCUUAAACGGACAGUCAACAGAUACAGACUAUAGCUCAGAUGGAGGCUACAAGUCUCUGCCCUCGUCCAUAAACUACGGAUCCCCGAAAAAAGUCAGCGGAAUUCCGAGGAGAUCGCUCGAACAAAAAUUCAUAUCGACGAAGCAAAUCCGAGCGAGCGCGGUCUGAAAUUGUUCUAGAACAUUCUGGAAAUUUCUCUUGAACGAAAUCGUUGAAUUGUAUCUCUGAUCUCGGGUCAAAGACUGGUCCUAGGGUCGCCGCUUCUGCCCUAACUUGACAAUAUUAAAGAGAUAAUUUAUUGCACAUAAAUAGCAUUUUCGUGUAGCGUAAGCUUUGCCGACAUUUAGCGAGUUUUGUAAUAUGGCGACUCCAUUGGUGCAUAUCGUGAAGACCCCGGGGCGCCAUUGUCACAAGGCUUACUCGCAUUCGUUUCGCGACGCUAAUGUUAAGUUAAAGAUGCCAAAAUGUUUGCUUAUGCAAUUUAUUUUUUACUUGACUUGAAAUCGAUUAUUUCAGAAGUGUUUGCGUUUCGCAAUUUUCCUUUGUACAUGACACCUGUAUCAUACGUAGGAUAUCGGGAGUAUUCCAUAGUUUAAUUUAUAUACGGGCGAAAAUUAUCUUAGAUUUUCUAUGAUAGACAAAGUAGUUGAUAAUGCUGUUAUGUGAUAAGAGUGGCUGUAAGUUCUUUUUUUCGUUAUUUUAUAAUCGUCUAAUCCUCAAUGUACUAUGAAAAUGUAUUUGUAAUCGGUAGUUAGGUAUCAAAUAGGUACAAAGUUGUAUUCCUUGUCAUUGCAUUUGUUGAUUACUGGAAAAUAAAAUUUAAGGGAGGGCUAGGAGAAGGAUAAACUUUAUUUUUUUAAGAGAAUAAUAGCAGAUUAUUAAUGAAAUAUAUCGCGAGCGGGCUUGCGCAUUUAUAACUCUUUCUACCUUAAUAACCCCGCAAUAUUUUGUGGUUUAAUUUUACUAAAAAAAAUGAAAUAAAUAUUUAUAAAAAAAGCCCCCCCUUAUUCUAGCCAUCUCUUAGACUAUAUAAUCAUGCCUAUUAAAUAAUAUUAUCUUGUAUAGAUAUAUUUUCCGCAUUGCCUAAUUUAAGUCCUAUUGAUACCUAUUUAUGAAAUAUUAGUAUGCAUUUUGUGUACUUAACGCUAUUAACAGCAAAAUUAUGUUAUUGUACAUUUCUCCUCAUAAGUGAAAACCCAGUAGCUUUAGUAAAAUAUAUAUUAUCAUUAAUUUAAAAAUCAAAUUGUUUCAAUAAAUAACUUUAAUUUUG